GCCCGCGCUCGUUUCCAUGGCGAUGGCGUCGGGCCUGGCGUCUCCCUCGAAGCCACGAUGGAGGAGGCGCUUCCCACCGUCCUGCUGCCCGGCGAAGCCGAAGCGUUGGUGGAGUCGCUAAGGGACUUCCAGCUGAGGGAUAUCGGAAACUACGGGUGGAUAAGGCAACAUGAGCACAUUGAGAAGCUUAACAUGCAGGCAAUACUGAGUGCUUCUGCUGGGCAUGAGCAACUCCUUACUGAGCUUCUGGUGAACAAUGGCAAGAUCCCAGUUCUGAUUGAGGAAUUAAUCACUGUGGAGAUCUGGAAGCAUAAGAUAUUCCCUAUACUUUGCAGACUGGAGGAUUUCAGACCAAAAAGCACAUUUCCCAUAUACUUAGUGCUGCGUCAUGAAGCUUCAAUUAUUAACCUGUUGGAGACAGUGUUUUUUCACAAGGAAAUCUGUGAAUCAGCAGAGGAUACCAUUCUGGACUUGAUAGAUUACAGCCAUAGGAAGCUGACCCUAUUAGCAGCUCGAAGUGCCAGUGGGAAGUUCCCAGUUGAGCAAAAGCUUCAGUCAGAGGAUCUUGCCAAUCCUUCAUCGAUGCAGGUUGGUAAAAGAACUAAGAAACAAGCUGAGGAGAUGGAGUUUGAGAUCUCACUGAAAGCGCUUUCCGUGUUCCGUUUCAUUACCGGUCUACUAGACAGUUUGCCAGUGAGUGCUGUGACAAGAAUUCUGAAUACCCACAACUUUCCAUGUCUCUUAGUAGAGUUGGUAGAGCAUUCUCCAUGGAGCUUCCGUGAAGAAGGGAAGCUGAAAAAGUAUGAGAAUGGUGCAUGGUAUGAUGUGCCCUAUGAAGACCAUGUGAAGAUGACUAAGUUGGAUGGGCAAGUCUGGAUUGCUCUCUAUAACCUGCUCCUCAGCUCAGAAUGUCAGCGCAAGUACAACUUCAAUAAUUUUAACAAAGGCCAGCUCCUGAAGCUCCGUGCCUUCCUGACUGAUGUCCUCAUUGACCAAUUCCCCAAUCUUCUCGAGCCAAGAUUCCUGAGCCAUCUUGCUGUGACAGACCCUGUUCCACCCAAGAAGGACCUCAUACUAGAGCAGGUUCCUGUAAUAUGGGAAAACAUUGUCAGUAAGAACUCUGGGAAAAUGGCAAGCCAUUGCAAGCACCAGGUAAACAACAUUAGCCCUUCAGAGGAGGAACUGAGAAGCCAGGCUUGCAGAUGGGCAAAAACAUACAACCUGGAUGUGAUGGAAGCCCAUCCAGAGAAACCCAAGUGUGGGAUGUGUGGCUCUGAGGCAGCAAAACGCUGCUCCCGUUGCCGGAAUGAAUGGUAUUGCAAAAGAGAGUGUCAGGUACAGCACUGGCAGAAGCACAAGAAAGCUUGCAACUUGAUGGCUGAUACCUUGAAGAAAAUACAGGAAGAUGUACAAGCGCAGGCAACUCCUUCCAAGUAAUUCUGAUGGGUAGAGGAGUUUGCUCCAGUUCCUCCUUUGACAAAUAGGCUAAAUUUUAGAGUUUGAGAUUAGAAAAUAUCCUAUUAGCAACAUACACAGGAAGCCACUUAAUGUCAGAUUUAACAAACUUUCAGACAAAUACAGCCUAGGCUAGAGGAACAAAAUUCUCAUACACUAGGAGAGAUUGCACAAGAAAAGACUGAGCCCACUGAGUAGAGAAACACCCUCUCCCCUAUGCCAAUUUAAUCUUAAAAUACCACUGCUGCUUGUCUCCUGGACUGUGAAGGUGAUGCAUGCAUAUUGGACUGUUCCUAGUGACAGAGAGCUAGAGUGACUCCCUAGGAAUUUGGAAGGACUGAAUUUUAGUUGUGCUAGAAUUGCUUCUUUACUUUGUCAUCUAGAAUUUUUAAGUCUAUGGAAUCAUUUUGCAUACUGGCUUAGAUGAAGAGCCUGCCCAGUCCCAUGGCACUGAAAUUAACUAGAUUCCCUGCUACAGUUAACAGCAGAAAUGAUGAAGCUGACUCACAAUUGUUUUCUUUCCAUGAACCAAUGCAGUCACUUGAUACCUAUAUACCUGCUUGGAGAAUGAAAACCUGAGCCUAUUUUUAAGCCUUUAUGGAAGAUAGUCAUUAAACCCAGAAGGCACUCAUAUUUUUUGGAUUGUUUUUCAUAUGCCAUUCUAUAAUGUUGGACACUCUCCUGAUCCGACUUCCCUAUGCUGCUUUUCAGAGAGAAGUGAAACAAUCUUAAGAGCACAAAAUAUCUUGUUCAAAUUCAAACCAUUUUUCAGCACUGUGGAGUGUAUAGACACACAUUCACACAGAGAGAGAGCAUUCUUACAAUUUACAAAGUUCCUAUUAGAUCUCAGUAAUUUAAAUUUAGUUUUGAAAUUAUAGCUAUAUCCUGAAUACUUGAAUCUCAGUCCAGAGAGUUCAUUCUACAUCUUGUUCGAAACAACUAAAUUUAAUUGUUUUGCGAAAUAAACAUUACAUACAAACUGUAGCCCAAGGGCUUCUUUGGAUAAAAGCUGCUUCUGAGGGGGUAACGAGAAGCAGCAGAUCAGAAGGGGUGCUUGACUAUAUUACCCUGUUCAAAAUCCCUGCCCCCACUUGUAGCUUUCACCUCAUGUUUGUAAGGACUGUUAUACACAUUUUUAUAACAUGUUGUUUGAUCCCAAUUUAUGUCAAUUACUUUAAUAGCUGCACUCUGUAUGGACCAGGAUCCCAGCAUUUAGAAAUAUUUUGAUGUCUCAAAAUAGCAUAUGUGUCUUUUGUACUAUGGGACAAAAAGAAUGGAGAGGGCCAACAGGCAAUGUUACCAACUGUCCCAUCUGGUUGCUUCAGAAGCAUUGAGUGCUAAACCAAGGGAGGAGACAGGGAAAGGAUGUGGUUAAUUAAACAAUUUCAGUUUUGCUGAGCUGCACAGUUUCAGAAUUGAGAGUACAACACAUGACAUCUUUACUGAGAAAGUUUAUUCUGUUAUUUAAUCCUUGUUUUGUUGUUUAAAAUUAAACUAAUGUCUGCCAUGUGAGAACAUUUAGGAAUGUGAUGCUAUGUGUAAUUGAUACCCUCAGGCAAGAAGUCCCAUGGGAGUGAAUGAAGGUCUUGUUUAAAAGUA
Molecule: messenger RNA, 3054 nt
Organism: Lacerta agilis (Sand lizard)
Lineage: Eukaryota; Metazoa; Chordata; Lepidosauria; Squamata; Lacertidae
Gene: ZMYND10
Product: zinc finger MYND-type containing 10
Biological process (GO): outer dynein arm assembly; motile cilium assembly; inner dynein arm assembly
Cellular component (GO): cytoplasm; centriolar satellite
Source: RefSeq, a predicted model, not a curated record